AUGAUCCCUGCCCUGCUGCUGGCCCUCCUGGGCAUCACCACUGAUUUGGCUCUUCCCAUCUCAGGCGUGCAGGCCCUGACCUGCUACACGGGGACACUGGUGUCCGUGAGGAAUGCAUCGGAACUGCCCCUCCAGUGGACGAGUAGCCAGAGGAACUGUGAGGAUGGCUGGAGCUGCCAGGACGUUCUGAUGCUGAUGGAGAACGGACCCCACGUGUACGUGGUGAUCAUCAAGGGCUGCACCCAGGAAGCCGAUCACAAGGACCUCGUUACCCAGCACAGGGCAGGCCCCGGCCUGUCCAUCGCCUCCUACACCCGGGUGUGCCGGGAGGACUUGUGCAACCAUCUGUCCACCAGCCUCCCUCUCUGGGCCCCGCCCCCACCCACAGCCCUGGGGUCUGUGCGGUGUCCAGUCUGCUUGUCUGCCAAAAGCUGUUGGUCUGCAGCAGAGAUGACCUGCCCCGCCAAGAGCACACACUGCUACAAUGGGGUCCUCCUGCUCAGUGUUGGUGAGCCGGACCAAGAUCUGAGGGACCUCUCCACCCCGCUGAGAGUCCAGGGGUGCAUGUCCCAAGCAGGCUGCAACCUGCUUAACGGGACUCAAGAAAUCGGGCCCAUCAGUCUGCAGGAGACCUGUGGUUCUGAACCUAUUCUGACCUGUCAUCGGGGGAGCAUGAUUCGGACUUCUCAAGACCUGACUCAGAAACCUGUCCCGUGGUCCGCGAUUAGCAAGCAGCUGUGUAAUCCUGGGGAGGUGUGUCAGGAGACGCUUCUGCUCAUAGAUGUAGGACUCAGGUCCCUUCUGGUGGGGAGCAAAGGCUGCAGCAACGCCAGGACACAGGAUUCCCAGGCUAUCUCCAUACACUCGGCCCCCCCCGGAGUGUUCGUCGCCUCCUUUGCCCGGUUCUGCACUUCCGACAAUUGCAACUCUGCUGACAGCAGCAGUGUCCUGUUGGACUCCCUCCCUCAUCCAGCUGCCCCUGCCCCGGGAGACCUGCAGUGUCCCACCUGUCUGUCCAUCUUUGGAUCCUGCACACUUGAUAUUGUGAGGUGUCCUAAGGGCACCAGUCAUUGUUACAAGGGUCUCAUUGCUCUCAGGGGAGGUGGGCUGAGCGCCCCAGUGAACAUCCAGGGCUGCGUGGCCCAACCUUCCAGCUCCUUGUUGAACGGUACCCAGAAUAUUGGGGGCCUUUCCGUGUUUGAGGGCCAUGAGGACGAUGAUGAGGAUAUAGUGACAGAUGGAGCUGCCCCUGCCCCCUACCUGGCUUGGGUGGGAGGGCUGGGACUAUCCCUAGCCCUUUGGUGUGGGGCGCCCUCCCUGCUGACCCCAUUUCCCCAUGAUUCUUAG
Messenger RNA from Mesoplodon densirostris (Blainville's beaked whale), 1347 nucleotides. RefSeq names its product CD177 molecule (gene CD177). The coding region runs from base 1 to 1347 and encodes 448 amino acids. The record is from RefSeq and is a predicted model, not a curated record. The transcript is spliced from 9 exons. Gene Ontology annotation, biological process: regulation of integrin-mediated signaling pathway; leukocyte cell-cell adhesion; cell-cell junction maintenance. NCBI's taxonomy places the organism in Eukaryota, Metazoa, Chordata, Mammalia, Artiodactyla, Ziphiidae. Gene Ontology annotation, cellular component: plasma membrane; plasma membrane raft.